Peniophora sp. CBMAI 1063 is the source of this 1248-nucleotide messenger RNA. The record is from the annotation of a GenBank genome assembly. Lineage: Eukaryota; Fungi; Basidiomycota; Agaricomycetes; Russulales; Peniophoraceae.
AUGAUUUUCUUUCUUCUUAUGAUCGUGGCGCUGGCCGCCCGGGCGACAGCGCAUCCUGUCUAUCCGCGGGUGGUUGCUUUCGACACUCUUUACUUCAUUACGAACGAUCCUCAAGGAAACUACGUUGUCGCAGCCAACAUUGACGAUGAUGGAAACCUAUUCUACGCGGGAAUAACUGCUGCUGGGGGUUCCGGGGUCCAUGGACAAGUCGACCCAGCGGGACCGGUGGCUCCUCUUGAAGCCGACGCCACCUUUUCGCAAGGUAUAGUGCAAGUCCACCAGCGCAGCAACCUGCUUGCUACUGUCAACACCGCAAAUCAUACCGUCGUUCUCUUCGCGAUCGAUCCCAUGCAGCCCGGCCGUCUUACAAUGCUUGGAGAACCAGUGCCCUCAGGCGGCACCUCCCCGAACUCAUUAAUCUUCAACGAAGCCGGCGAUCGUCUCUGGGUGCUGAACACGGGUACCACUAAUGGGAUAGCCUGCUUUGCGGUGAGCCAGGACGGCUUGCAGCCCCAAACCGACUCGUUCCGAUCGCUUGGGCUCAAUCAAACUACCCCAUCGACCGGUCCCUUCGGUUCGGCAUCCCAAAUCCUCUAUACUCAGGACGAGACCGGAAUUCUUGUGGCUGUCAAGGGACAACUGGAAGACCCGAGUACCGGUUUCCUUGCUGUCUGGCCAAUCGAUGAUCAGGGCAACGUCGCUGCGAACUUCACUCGGAUCGCAACUCCAACAAAUGGCGGAUUCCCAUUCUCACUCACCCCCGUCGCUGGCGUCAACGCAUAUCUUGCAGCAGACUUGGCUAUGGGGAUGGAUGUCUUCGACUUUAGUGAGGGCAUCGAUAGCGUUGCCUCAAGCCCUCGAACCGCCGCAGUACCGAUUGUUGGCCAACACGCCGCAUGCUGGACUACGUACAGUUCCACACUCGACAGAUACUACGUCAUAGACGUCAAUGCCAAUGUAAUCACGCCAGUUGAGAUCGACUCUAAUCUUACGGUCACCGUCGGCUCAAACUUCACCGCCGAAUCUGGACCUAUUGACUCUCUGGCAAUCACUAUCGGUCUGCAAAGUUAUCUUUACACACUACUGUCGCAAAGCCUCCAGAUUGGCGUCUGGAGGUUAGAUGGGGUCGAUCAGCCCGUCCGACAGUCAUCCCUGGAUCUUUCGGUCAUCCUUCAGGAUGGAGCUACUCUCACGGCGAACUAUACUCAAGGUUUAGCAUAUUAUCAGAGUGGAUUUUCUGCAUUCUAG